Molecule: messenger RNA, 7767 nt
Organism: Oncorhynchus masou masou (cherry salmon)
Lineage: Eukaryota; Metazoa; Chordata; Actinopteri; Salmoniformes; Salmonidae
Product: serine/threonine-protein kinase H1 homolog
Exons: 3
Coding region: 569-1837 (422 amino acids)
Biological process (GO): protein phosphorylation
Molecular function (GO): ATP binding; protein kinase activity
Source: RefSeq, a predicted model, not a curated record
AGGAGGUCGUUCCAACAAAGAAGUUUGCAGGAAAAAGGUGGUCCCAGUCAAGAACACCGUUUUAUGAAGCGAACGACCGAGCGCUUCUAUCUGCUUUUUUUGCCACGGCGUUGUUGCUUUUACGCGCAAAAUGAAGCCAUCAACUUGUUGCAAUUUACUUGAAACGUUAUCAGAGCCAUAAGGGAGCAGUAUGCCGUUUUAUCAUCUGGAUUCAACUUUGAAAAAUCCGAACCAAAAAAACUGAGACAACAGCUGAGAGUGGGGUGAGGAGGAGGUUGGCUUUGGCAAGUUGCGGACUUCUGCCUUGUAACUCCCGCUGUCGUAUGUUGCUAGCUAACUUGCUAAUUAGCUAACUUUGAUAUAAGAAUUGCCCCAUUUCAUCAGUCUACUACGGUGUGGUGAGGUCUGUUUUCUGAGUGGUCUGCCACAGUGACUGGUUCAGUGGGCCACUGCAGCAUUUCCUCAAGAACAUUGGCUGCCUCCUGUGGCUUGAUGCUUUUCAGUGCUUGGAUGUUGCGUGGGCGAUGAGGAUGUCCUGCUGGUCCCAGUGGGACAGGAUUGUGAUGUGAUGGGGUGCAGGACGAGCAAGGUCCUCCCUGAGCCACCUGGAGAUGUCCAGCUAGACUUGGUCAAAAAGGUCGAUCCCCUCCAGACCGACAUCUACAAACAUUUCAUCCGAGGCGACGGCAGGGGGAGUAAAAUGAGAGGGGAGAAAACAGGCUCUCCCCCGCCCCAGGCAGCAUUCUCAGCCACCCAGGCACCAACAAAUACAGGCCAACCAGAGGCCUCUGACCCACGCAGAAACAAGGUAGCCAAGUACAGAGCUAAGUUUGACCCACGGGUCACAGCCAAAUAUGACAUUAAGGCGCUGAUAGGCCGAGGUAGCUUUAGCCGGGUGGUGCGAGUGGAGCAUAAGAGCACGCGGCAGCCCUACGCCAUCAAGAUGAUAGAGACGCGCUACAGAGAGGGACGUGAGGUAUGUGAGUCAGAGCUGUGUGUCCUGCGGCGUGUACGCCACACCAACAUUAUCCAGCUGAUGGAGGUGUUUGAGACAGCUGAGCGAGUAUAUAUGGUGAUGGAGCUGGCUACAGGGGGAGAGCUUUUUGACCGUAUCAUCGCCCGUGGCUCUUUCACAGAGCGUGAUGCUACACGUGUCCUACAGAUGGUACUGGACGGGGUCAAGUAUCUGCAUACACUUGGCAUCACCCACCGUGACCUCAAGCCUGAGAACCUGCUCUACUAUCACCCCGGUGCAGACUCUAAGAUUAUGGUCACUGACUUUGGGCUGGCCAGCACUCGUAAGAAGGGUGAUGAGUGCUUGAUGAAGACCACUUGUGGGACACCAGAGUACAUUGCCCCAGAGAUCCUGGUACGAAAGCCAUACACCAAUGCUGUGGAUAUGUGGGCUCUAGGGGUCAUCUCCUACAUUCUGCUGAGUGGAACCAUGCCCUUUGAGGAUGACAACCGCAUGCGCCUCUACCGUCAGAUCCUCAAGGGGAAGUACAGCUUUUCUGGGGAGCCAUGGCCCAGUGUGUCCAACCUGGCAAAGGACUUCAUCGACCGUGUGCUGACUGUUGACUCCAGUGAGAGGUUAACAGCAGGCCAGGCUCUGAAGCACCCCUGGAUCGUCAGCAUGGCCGCGUCAUCCUCCAUGAAGAACCUGCAGCGCUCUAUCUCCCAGAACCUCCUGAAGAGGGCCUCGUCACGCUGCCACAGCACCAAGUCUGCCCAGUCCACACGCUCCAGCCGCUCCACCAAGUCCAACAAGGCUCGUCGUGCUCGGGAGAAAGAGCUGCGUGAGCUCAACCGCCGCUACCAACAACAAUACAAUGGCUGAGUAAUAGUUAUGUGGGUUGCAAUGUUGAAACUCAUAAUGUUGUGUGUCUCAUUGAGACCACAAGCAGGGACUUACCAGCAGCUGCCUGGAACAGCAAUUCAGCUCCUAGGCCAUAGUGCCACUGGCGCAGCAAGAAAAACAUCCUCAUAUUUCACCCUUUUUUCCUAGAUUCCUAUUCCCUAAUGUUUCUUUCCUGGCCUUGUGUGUCUCACACUUAUUUAUUGUUGAUUAUUAUUGUUUCCGUGGAAAUGGUCACUUGAAGCUGCCCAUCUAAACGGAUCUGUUGAACAACAUUAUAGGAAUUAAGUUUUAGGAAGGGGUGUUAAAAUUCUGUUCCUGCACUCGUUCUUGAUUAUUUGCUGUGAAUUCAAGAUACAAGAACAGUGGGUCACUUGCUUUGGUGGAUAUACACUACAUGACCAAAAGUAUGUGGACACCUGCUCGAACAUCUCAUUCCAAAAUCAUGGGCAUUAAUAUGGAGUUGGUCCCCCUUUUCGGCUAUAAACCCUCUUCUGGGUAGGCUUUCCACUAGAUCCAUUCAGCUACAACGGCAUUAGUGAGGUCGGGUACUGUCGGCGUUCCAAUUAAUCUGAAAGGUGUUCGAUGGGGUUGAGGUCAGGACUUUGUGCAGGCCAGUCAAAUUCUUCCACACUGAUCUCGACAAACCAUUUCUGUAUGGACCUCGCUUUGUGCACGGGGGCAUUGUCAUGCUGAAACAGGAAAGGGCCUUCCCCAAACUGUUGUCACAAAGUUGGAGGCACCGAAUCGUCUAGAAUGGCAUUGUAUGCUGUAGCGUUUUCCCUUCACUGGAACUAAGAGGCCUAGCCCGAACCAUGAAAAACAUCCCAGACCAUUAUUUAUCCUCCACCAAACUUUACAGUUGGCACUAUGCAUUUGGGGCAGCUAGUGUUCUCCUGGCAUCCACCAAACCCAGAUUUCUCCGUCGGACUGCCAGAUGGUGAAGCGUGAUUCAUCACUCCAGAGAAUGUGGUUCCACUGCUCCAGGGUACAAUUGCAGGCAGCUUUACACCACUCCAGCCAACGCUUGGCAUUGCUUAUGGUGAUCUUAGGCUUGUGCGGCUGCUCGGCCAUGGAAACCCAUUUCAUGAAGCUCCUGACUAACAGUUCUUGUGCUGACGUUGCUUCCAGGGGUAGUUUGGAACUCUAGUGAGUGUUGCAACUGAGGACUGACGAUUUUUACGCACUAUGCGGUCCCGUUCUAUAAGCUUGUGUGGCCUACCACUUCGCAGCUGAGCCGUUGUUGCUUCUCGAAGUUUUCACUUCACAAUAGCAGCACUUACAGUUGACCGGGGCAGCUCUAGCAGAGCAGAAAUUUGAUGUACUGACUUGUUGGAAAGGUGGCAUCUUAUGACAGUGCCACAUUGAAAGUAAUUUAGCGCUUCAGUACGGGCCAUUCUACUCCCAAUGUUUGUGUAUGGAGAUUGUCUGUGUGCUUGAUUUUAUACACCUGUCAGCAAUGGGUGUGGCUGAAAUGGCCGAAUCCACUAGUUUGAAGGGAUGUCCACAUACUUCUGGUCAUGUAGUGAAUAUAUCCUGAGAUACGGAAUAUAUAUAUUUUUUUUAUACUUUGUGCUAAAACACAAGUAUGUCAGAAGCAAGGUUUCCAUCCAAUUGACUACAGAUUUUCUUGUGAAUAUAAAUAUUUUUCAAAAGAAUUAAAAGCAAUCAGAGAAUUAAAACCCACCAGAGAUGUGUUUCCGGGAAAUGAACUUGUUGCGGAUGAAAGGCUUUGCUUGAUGAUGUAGUGUUUUUAUAAAAAUAACUUUUGCGGUUAAAUUCCCAAAUAAAAAAAUAUAUAAGUUAAAUGGGUUUCCAUCACAUUUUCAACUCGGAUUGUUUUGCCACAAAAAAACUUGCGUUAUAUAGCGGAUGUGCUCACUCUGGUACUGACCCUGGCGCUCUAGCCAACAGCUCUCAGAUACAGUGCAGGUAAAGCCUACAUGAGAUUAUUAUGGCCAUCAUGUCACCAGAAUAAGACCAUCAAUAUUUAUUGGAAAUGAGAUUCAAGCUCAUCACCUUGCACUUUCACCACCCUGUGAAGUUCAUCAUAAUUUAUUUCAUCUGUCGCAUAAUAAACUGCAUGGUUUCCCGAGUUGUAGUGGGAGGACCAUACAUGUCAUCACUUGACUCCAAGUUUACUUCGAUAUGAUGGUUAUUCGAUCACUAUUUGCGCAUAAAAUCAUUUCCACCUACAUUUCUCUGAUAAUUAAUUUUACUGACAAAAAUAUCCCACCUUGUUUUGUCGACAUUUGGAAAGUUUACUGAAAAAUGUGCUUUUUCCAUCAGGCCAGUCGUGACUUUAAAAAAAAAGAGGUUGGAUGGAAACCUGGUUAAUGAAGGCCAAAAUAAACAUUUUAUUUAAUUUUGGUUUAGAAGUCUAGUAUAUCCAAUAUUAUUGUAUUCUGACCAGUUGCUUUCAUGAUUUGAAAAUUAAGUAUUUUGCUAACCAGGAUUCAGUUUUUAUAACCUGUUAAUGUAGGAGUUGUUUCUAUUCAUUUUGGGAUUUGUUUUAAAACUGUGAUCUUGAAAGACUAUGGGAGGUUGACUGGAAAAUCUAAAUAAGGAAAGAUGAGCCAGCGCUUUUGCAUAGUUGUCAUUGUGGGGACUGGGGACUUAUUCGGAUCGAGGCCUGUCCUGUCUCUGCACUUUCCUGGCCCUGCUACACAGUCUGAGAUGGACAGCCCUGUUGUAAUGAAGGAUACACGUCAAGGGAUGUGUAAUUUAACAAAUUGAUGGAGAAUCGAUCCAAUAGAUCGCUAACUGGUUGAUGGCUCAGUAUUAAUUUAGUUUGUUAUAUCAAAUGUCUUUCCAAUUUGUUCUGAUUAGUUUAGACGUUAUUUUUUUCCCAUAAUUGUCAUUGACCAAACCGUAUAGUUAGUAGGUUGACAACAUUUGUAAUAUUGUGGAUGCUUUGCCAGUCAGAGCUCACAGACAGCUAUUGGGAGAGACCAAUUUAAAUCUGGCACUUGUUCUCUAUUGUCAAGUCUUUUAAAAAUCAAGAAUAAUUGCCAUAAAAUACGCUUAAAAACAAAUCUGGAGUGUUGUGAUGACGUAUUAUACAUUGUUCUGUCAUAAUUAUCUUCAAUACUUCCACGUUUUAGUUUUAGCGUACUUUGUUAUAGCCUGUGAAUGCACUUAUUUUAAUUAUAUUCGAGGGAUGGAUCAAGAACCUGAUCACAUUUAACUGAUUGUUUCAGUUUCUAGCACUUCAUUUUGAGGGUCAUUCAAGUGUUUUGAAGGGCUUUCAAAAGCUUUUGUGUUAAAAAAUUAAAAAUAAUAACUAUACCUCUUAGUUAUUGUGUUGACAGGAUGUAGGUUUUAUGUCUUCAUUAAAACUGCUCUUGUUAGAUACUUUUGUGUUUUACCUUUUUGUACUCCCCAAACAGAACAACCAUUAUAAGCAAUUGGUAUGAUGUGGUCAUAUGUACGUUUAAGUAAUUUGUGGUGAGAUGCGCUGGUAUUUUGAGGUACAUUUUUUUAAGAUACUGGAAAUUCAACAGAGCCGUAUCAGCUGACCUCAGUCUCUCUUUUGGAAUUUCUAUAAUGUUACAUUAUGCUCUAUCUACACUGUCAGUCCUACUGCUGUUAUUUGUUUUGUAAAUCGUUGCACACAGUCAAGUGCAGUGGUGUCCCCCCCUCUCCACAUAGUUCACGUGGUCACCUGUUGACGUAAUGGUAACUCAAUUUUAAUAGCAUCUCUUCGUCACAUGAAGUGCCUGACAUUUGUAUUGUUGUCAUUUAUGUGCAUGUUUCUGUAAGUAGGCACUUUUUUUGUUCAACUCUGUGUGUCAUGCAGCAUACAGUGAAUUUGGAAAGUUCAGAACCCUUGACUUAUGUUACAGCCUUUUUCUAAAAUGGAUUAAAUACAUUUCUUCCCUCAUCACUCUACACACAAUACCCCAUAAUGACAAAGUGAAAAGUUAUUUUUUAAUGUUUGAAAAUGUAUGAAAAGGAAAAAACAGAACUUAUUUUCCUAAGUAUUCAGACCCUUUGCUAUGAGACAUGAAACUGAGCUCAGGAGCAUUCUUUUUUUCAUUCAUCAUCCUUGAUGUUUCUACAACUUCAUUAGAGUCCAUCUGUGGUAAAUUCAAUUGAUUAGACAUGAUUUGCAAAGGCACACACCUGUCUACAUAAGGUCCCACAAUUAACAGUGCAUGUCAGAGCAAAAACCAAGCCCUGAGAUCCAAGGAAUUGUCCGUAGAGCUCCGAGACAGGAUUGUGUAGAUCUGGGGAAGGGUACCAAAAAAUGUCUGCGGCAUUGAAGGUCCCCAAGAACACAGUGGCCUCCAUCAUUCUUUAAAUGGAAGAAGUUUGGAACCACCAAGACUCUUCCUAGAGCUGGAAAACGGAGCAAUCGGGGGAGAAGGGCCAUGGUCAGGGAGGUGACCAAGAACCUGAUGGUCACUCUGACAGAGCUCCGGAGUUCCUCUGUGGAGAUGGGAAAACCUUCCAGAAGGACAAACCAUAUUUGCAGCACUCCACCAAUCAGGCCUUUAUGGUAGAGUGGCCAGACGGAAGCCACUCCUCAGUAAAAGGCACAUGACAGCCUGCUUGGAGUUUGCCAAAAGGCACUUAAAGGACUCUCAGACCAUGAGAAACAAGAUUCUCUGGUCUGAUGAAACCAAGAUGGAACUCUGGCCUGAAUACCAAGCGUCAAGUCUGGAGGAAACCUGGCACCAUCCCUACAGUGAAGCAUGGUGGCAGCAUCAUGCUGUGGAGAUGUUUUUCAGUGGCAGACUAGUCAGGAUCGAGGGAAAGAUGAACGGAGCAAAGGACAGAGAGAGCCUUGAUGAAAACCUGUUCCAGAGUGCUCAGGAUCUCAUACUGGGGCUAAGGUUAACCUUCCAACAGGACAACGACCCUAAGCAUACAGCCAAGACAACGCAAGAUUCGGAACAAGUCUCAAUGUCCUUGAGUGGGCCAGCCAGAGCCCGGACUUGGACCCGAUUGAACAUCUUUGUAGAGACCUGAAAAUAGCUGUGCAGCAAUGUUCCCCAUCCAACCUAACAGGGCUCUGCAGAUAAGAAUUUGAGAAACUCCCCAAAUACAAGUGCCAAGCAUGUAGCAUCAUACUCAAGGCUGUAAUUUCUGCCAAAGGUGCUUCAACAAAAUAACGGGUCUGAAUAGUUAUGUAAAUGUAAUAUUUCUGUUUUGUUUUAACAUUUAAUUUUCUAAUUUUUUUUCUUCAGUUUGGCUUUGUCAUAAUGGGGUACUGUGUGUAGAUAGAUGAAGAAAAAACGAUUUAAUCCAUUUUAGAGGCUGUAAUGUAAGAAGGCUGUAAUGUAAGAAAAUGUGAAAAAAGUCUAGGGGUCUGAAUACUUUCCGAAUGCACUGUACAUCUAUCUGUAACAUGCAUUUCCACCCCACAGAACUAAUAAUGCCAUGAUUUCAGUCACUUGUUGAUUUGGUUUUUGGAACACCACUGUCUUACAUUUUUUAUUUUUUUUAAGGUUUGGUUUUAAUGCACAUUUGAGAUUCUAAAUUCCCUGUACAUCACAAAAACACAAUUGCUGGACCAAAAGAGAAAUAAAAAAAAAAUGUUGAAAUGAAGUAAAGGUUUAAAAAUAAAACGCAUAAUUGUAAAGUGUGCAAUGUGUGCCAGGUCAAUGAAUAAGUAAAUAGUAUUUGCAAGCGAUUUUGCAGAAUGUGAAAAUUUUCCUAAAGCGUUUCCUUUCACAUUUUCUAUAUGUACUAUACAUGUAUAAAUGUUGUUGACCGUUUUCUGAAGUAGCCAAUUCAACACUGUCUUCUGAGUACAAUUGUGUUUAUGAUUUUGAAUAUUCUUGUUCAUGUGUGUGUUUAAAUGAGUGAUAACAACAUAUUGAUUAUUCUACAUUAACUAAUGGUGAACUGGUUCAAUGAGUCAUGUUUUAUGCAAAUGUGCCAAAUAAACUCGAACCUGACUACCA